AUGUCGGCAGUCACCCAAGCCCAAGAUGCCCCGCCAUGGUGGUCAUCAUUCCCGGAGCCGAAAGCUCCUGUUCACGCCCUCGAGCCAGAAGACGUCGCGCAGCUCCUGGAGAGCCAUGCCUCGGCCGGACCAAAUAGCGCAAAGAGUUUUCUCCUCGUGGAUGUUCGUCGAACGGACUGGGAGGGCGGCACAAUCGCCACAUCUCUGAACCUUCCCGCUCACACAUUAUAUCAAACUCGGCCCGUGAUUUAUCAACUGUGUAAACAAGCCAAUGUCAAAACCAUCAUCUUCUACUGCGGAAGCUCGAAUGGCCGCGGUCCUAGAUGUGCAGGCUGGAUGCAGGAUUAUCUCAACGAAAUGGGCGAAGCAAGCAUGUCAGCCGCCAUUCUCAAGGGCGGCAUUAAAGGUUGGCAGAAGAAGUAUAGCGGUAAGCUGAUGGACUGGUACGAUGAGAAGUUUUGGACUCAGCAGCAAAGUGCAUAG
Metarhizium brunneum ARSEF 3297 is the source of this 483-nucleotide messenger RNA. RefSeq lists its product as uncharacterized. NCBI's taxonomy places the organism in Eukaryota, Fungi, Ascomycota, Sordariomycetes, Hypocreales, Clavicipitaceae. The record is from RefSeq and is a predicted model, not a curated record. Gene Ontology annotation, molecular function: protein tyrosine phosphatase activity. Gene Ontology annotation, cellular component: nucleus; cytoplasm.